UACAUGUUACGGAUACGAACUCGAGCGCGCGCACAACCCUACAACCACCCGACGUCAUCCUCGAGAUCGUUCCCGGCGCCGGUAACCUCACCAAGAAGCUCCUGGGCGCCGGCAGCCCGCUCUCGCCGCCGAAUUGGACCCUCGCAUGGUUCUCGACCUCCAGCGCCGGUUCUAGGCCACGCCUCACUCGAAUCGUUUGAAGGACUCCGUUGUGAUCUACCAAUAGAAGGGCAUAUCUGCCCUUGCAGGUUUCUUGGCCUCCGACAACAAGAGAUGCAGCACGAUGAGGUUAUCUGGCAAGUCAUACGGCACAACCAUUGUAGUUAUAUGGCCAAGAUUACCACUGGAAUAUUUUGUCGAAAUGAAUACAAUGUAACAGGGAUUUGUAAUAGGAGCUCCUGCCCUCUAGCUAACAGCCGCUAUGCUACUAUCCGUGACCAUGACGGUGUCUUUUACUUGUAUAUGAAAUCAAUAGAAAGGGCUCACAUGCCUGACAAAUUGUGGGAAAGAGUGAAACUGCCGAGAAAUUAUGAGAAGGCCCUUGAGAUUAUUGAUAAGCAUCUGAUGUAUUGGCCGAAGUUUCUUGUUCAUAAGACCAAGCAAAGGUUGACCAAAAUGACUCAAAUGCGCAUCCGAAUGAGGAAGCUUGCUCUGAAAACUAGGGAAAAGAUUAUGACAACACCGAGGAAAGAAAAGAAGAGAGAGGCUAGACGGGAGGAAAAAGCAGAAAAGGCGGCAGUUUUGGAAAAGAUUAUGACGACACCGAGGAAAGAAAAGAAGAGAGAGGCUAGAACGGAGGAAAAGGCAGAAAAGGCGGCAGUUUUGGAAAAGAGAAUUGAGAAAGAGCUAUUAGAACGCCUAAGGAAAGGAGUGUAUGGUGAUAUCUACAAUUACCCCGUCAAAGAGUACAAGAAAAUCCUUGAGAUGGAUUCGAUGCAGGCUGCCGAUGAAGAUGAAGAGGAGGAACCUGAGAUAGAGUAUGUGGAAGGUUACGAUGAACUAGAUGAAGAACUAGAAGAUGAUAUUGAAGAUUUUGGCGGUCUUGCAAUGAAUAGAGUUCGUGCAAUUGGUGACAGUGGCGAAGAUGAAGACGGCGACGGUGAUGAAGAUGACGAUGCAGAAACUGAUCGGAAGAGGGGAAGAAAGGAAUCCUCCUUGGCUUUAAGUAAAGUUGAGAAAGGUGAUACUGGUUGUAAGCCCAAGAAAAGAGCUAAGGUUCUCGUUGAGAUUGAGCAUGAGAAUGCUGAUGAAAGACAAACUGCAGUUCACUGAGGUGAGGCCUUGCUCUGAUCCGUUUUGCUUUGUUUGGCCGGGUAAGCUAGAUGGGGGCGGCUGUCUCGGCUUUGGAAGUGUGUAUCAUGCUUUUCACGGUAGCACAGAAAACGUCACCACAAAGUUUUGACAGAAAUUAACCGCAGUUCUGGUUAAUAUUGUAUCUAUCUUCUGCUUUUUCCCGACACUCCCGUUGUCUUUGUAAGAAAGGUUGUAAUCGGUUGUGAGCAGAGAACCAGCAUCCAAUGGAUGCAUGUUGCAGCAAUAGUUUCCUACUGACCUAUGUUUUUGCCCUUGGCUUCAAUAGAUGGGUUGAGAACUAUGUUGUUACAUUAUGUGAAAUGACUUAUUUAAUCUAUUAUUUACGUUGAAAUAGUUGGAAGUUUAUCAACCUAUAUAAAUUUGAAUAUGGAAUGAUAUAUUUGUCUUCA
Molecule: messenger RNA, 1703 nt
Organism: Syzygium oleosum
Lineage: Eukaryota; Viridiplantae; Streptophyta; Magnoliopsida; Myrtales; Myrtaceae
Exons: 12
Coding region: 4-1272 (422 amino acids)
Biological process (GO): maturation of 5.8S rRNA; maturation of LSU-rRNA
Cellular component (GO): preribosome, large subunit precursor; nucleolus
Source: RefSeq, a predicted model, not a curated record